CAAUAUCUCAAUGCAGUAACAGGAAGUUCGAUGAACAUCUACGAUAGUAUAAGUUAACGUUGUUGAUAUCGAUACAUAAUGUUUGCCUAAUCAAGUGAUUCCCGAUUGUGAGCAUGUGCGACGACGCCCAUAUUAGAGAGCAAUGGCAACUUCUACAGAGUCUUCGUACUACUGUAGAAGGUUUAUUGGUUGACGGCGUUUUGAACGUAUGGAAUGUUUACGGCGGUUUAAAUCGUCUUCACAAUGUGAUGGAGCGUAUAUUCAAACAUGGCUGUCGAAUAUUUAAUCAAAAUGGAGAACCAGAUUGUUGGAUUUUUAUACAAGGUUUAAAUUGGCUACAACCUUCUUUAGCGUUAUCACCUGUUAUCUCAGAGUCUCAAGAUUAUUUUUCAAAUUUGCCAACCCAAAUAACAUCACAAAAAGAUAUGUUAUGGUUGUACAAAAGUUUAGAAAGUCAUUCUUUAUCACAUAAGCUUUCUUGGCUUUUGUCUGAUAAGGAACAUUUACUUUCAUGUUUUGAACCAUGGGCAUUUUUAUGCCAAGAAAAUUUAUCUGAAGCUACUCUUUUAUGUUUAAGAGCAGUUGAAAGAAAUCAGCCCACAUUACUUACAGAAAUUGAUCCAUCUUUAUUUCUACCAUCUUGGAUUUCUCCAAAAACAAGUCCAAACAGACAUCGCCGAUCUUCUUCAUAUCCAAUCAAUUUUCCAAUUACAAAUUUUACUGUGGCAAGAGAUAAAACUAUGCAUAUUGAAAAAAGUCAAUUAGAAUCAUUGAAAAUAGCAUCAGAUAAGAAAGUGAGCCAACAAAAUGAGGAUAAAUUUGAAGAAAAUCAAACUAAAGUGUUAGACACCAAAGAAGUAAAUGAUAUACCUUUAAAAACUUGGAAUAGUUUAUCAGAAUUGACUAAAAAUUCUACAGCUCCACAAACAGGUUCUUCUGCAUCUGCACUAGUUAGUACAAAUACAAACUCAUAUAGAAAUAAUGAUUCUCAAAUUGCAUCUGUUGAAUUAUCAAAAAUCAUUGAUGUAAAUUAUGCUGAAUUAAAACAUUCAACAUCCAUGGUUAUGGAUAAUCCAUUACUUGUAAAGCCAAGAACUCCGUUAAGAAAAACGAAAAAUAAAACUAAAGUAAAAGAUAAUUAUGCAGCGAAAAAAUCUAGCGAAGAUUCGGAUGUAUUAAAUAGCGAAGACAAAUCAAGAAACACGAUAAAAGAAUAUUGUAUUCCACGUACCAAAUCGAAUAAAAUUGAAACGAACAGAUCUAGUACAGAUUCGACGGAAAUAAAUAUAUUUGAUAAGCCAAGACGACUAUCUGCUUUUUUACCUGGAUCGGCACCCGAAUUUACUGGUCCAUGGAGCUUGGAAAUCGAGGGUCAAAAAGAUAUAAGAACACCAAAAAAAAGUUUCAUGGAAGAUGGAGGAAGUAGCGUACAGCCUAUGGCAAUAGGAUACUUUCCACGUCCAGCAGAGGGUCAAAGUUUAACGAGCUUUUUAGCUUCUGCACAAUUUUCCAGAGCGAAUGCCGAAUUGGAUAGAGAAAAUGCACAUUUUAGUGUUUCUGAAGCUAUGAUAGCUGCCAUUGAGCAAGUGAAAUGCAACAAACAAUGGCGUCUUAUGGAAGAAACUGCCGAGGAAAGCGACGAAGAAAUAAAUAGCUUAAAACAAAGGAUACGAUUGAGACGCCGUCAACGACAAGAAGAGAGAUGUAAAGGAAGGACGUGGAGUCGUGACUUAUUGAGCGAUGGAAAAACUGAUACAACGACCACUGAUCAAAGUGUUAGUCCAUUGUCAACUUCCUCGGAUACUCCAUCAGAAAAUAUUUCUACUGACGAUAUAGAAGAUCUAGAAGUGGAUGACGAACGAAAUGCAGCAAAACUUAAAAACGCUGGCAUUUCAGUAUCUAUGGCAUCAUUGUACUCAGACGCAGAUUUGUAUCAAACAUCCCCUAUGCAUGGAACAGAAUCAACGUUGACCGACACUAGUAUGUCUGCGGAAGGUGUAGCUCUAUCGCUUCUCAGUAGGUUUAGUGAAAAGCAACUACCAAGAGCUAGCGAAUUACAAUGGCUUGUCUCAGAAAAAGAUGCACCACAAAGGUUAUUACCGUUACCCAAAAGUUGGCCAAUCAGUCCAGAUGAAGCAGAAAAUUUACAAUCUAUUCCAUUGCGUGGAACCACAGAAUGGGCCCCACCGAGACCUCAAAUCAUUUUCACACCACAUCCUCCGCCAGUGCGGCGAACUCUUAUAGCUAAACAGAAUUAUAGGUGCGCAGGAUGUGGAAUGAAAGUUGCCGUAAAGUAUGCAAACAAAUUUCGUUACUGUGAAUAUUUAGGCAGAUAUUUCUGUACUGGAUGUCAUACUAAUCAAGUGGCACUGAUACCAGGAAAGAUUUUAUCUAAAUGGGAUUUUAAUAGAUAUCCUGUAUCAAACUUUUCAUACAGACUGUUGGAUCAAAUGACAUUAGAUCCAUUGUUUCAAAUAAACGAUUUAAAUCCAUCAUUAUAUAGGCGCAUAAAACAAUUGGACAGAACAAGAUUGCUGCGUACACAAUUAUAUUUCUUUAAAGACUUCUUACUUACAUGUAGAUUUGCAACAAGCAUUCAAGAAGUGUUGAAAAAGGAAUCCAGUUAUAUAUUAAAUGAACCUCACGUGUAUUCCAUUCAAGAUCUGAUGCAUGUUAAAUACGGUAUUCUGCCAACGAGAUUACAAGAAUUAGUUCAAAUUUGUAAUGUUCAUACUGUAGGCUGUGAGUUAUGCCAAGCUAGAGGAUUUGUAUGUGAACUAUGUUGUUCUAAAGAUAUUAUAUUUCCUUGGGAAUUGUUGAAAGUUAAUAGGUGCGAAAUGUGUGGUGCAUGCUUUCAUAACGAAUGUAAGCAGAACUUUCAUAAAGCCGAUUGUCCGCGUUGUAUUCGUUUACAUGCUAGGCGGAUAUCUAGAGAAGAACAAUUUUGACACACGGUAAACAUAUCCUAUGUUAUAUUUUUAUAUGCGAAAAUUAAGUUAAUAAUUUAAAUGAAAUGUAAGUUAUUAGUUCUAAAAAUCAGAUUUUCUAAAAUUGUAUUUCAAAUUCUAUCUUUUAUUUAUUAUGUUUAAUAUAAAAUCAAGGUCUGUAUAAUUAUA
Molecule: messenger RNA, 3116 nt
Organism: Megachile rotundata (alfalfa leafcutting bee)
Lineage: Eukaryota; Metazoa; Arthropoda; Insecta; Hymenoptera; Megachilidae
Gene: Rubicon
Product: run domain Beclin-1-interacting and cysteine-rich domain-containing protein rubicon
Cellular component (GO): intracellular membrane-bounded organelle
Molecular function (GO): phosphatidylinositol phosphate binding
Source: RefSeq, a predicted model, not a curated record